AUGUCGCAGCCGUUUGAAGUGUACCCUGCAGUUUAUCCAACUCCAACCACACCGACCCCUGCAGCUACACACCACUCGAAUGGAUCAUUCGGGACGGUGUUCGCGGUGCUGGCGGUUAUAGUCUUUGUAUCGGCCAUUGCUUGUUGUUUGGGAAGGUUAUGCAACAAGCGCCGCGAUCGUUCCAAGGACAAGCAAGGCAAAGCUGCGUCGCAUUCGAAAGAGAAGGAUGCUAAGAAAAAUAAUGGUUCUCACGGGGACUUGGAAUUUGGAUUUGACAAGAGGCUUUCGAGUUCCAAAGUGGCUGCUCAUGAAGAUUUCAGGGUGCCUAAAGCGUUUCCAAAGGGCGGAGCCAGAGGUGAUGGGGAUAUUGAGUUUGGAUUUGAUAAGAAAAUGCCGAGCGCUAGACCGAAAGGAAAUCACAAUGGGCAACCUAAAAAGGAAGUGAGAUUUGCUAAAAAUAACGAGCCAAAAUAA
Daucus carota subsp. sativus is the source of this 474-nucleotide messenger RNA. RefSeq lists its product as uncharacterized. Lineage: Eukaryota; Viridiplantae; Streptophyta; Magnoliopsida; Apiales; Apiaceae. The coding region runs from base 1 to 474 and encodes 157 amino acids. The transcript has a single exon. The record is from RefSeq and is a predicted model, not a curated record.